AGUUGACGUUAAGUGAAUAAUUACAUAAAUAUCUUGUGUCGGCGUUGUCGCCCCAUUCUUUCUGAUCAUUUACAAACUCAAUUCAACUGUCGUUUGAUCAGUUAAUCAGUUAAUCGUUCACGCAUUUCUUAUUGCUUAUUGCUAGUAAAGCAAUCAAUUGAGCGGUCUCCCCGCUGUACGACUACUGAGCACAACACGACAUACACAGAUCCCACGAUUGAUUAAUACAAUUUAAUCUUUACCACCGACAAUAUGUCGACCUCGAGUAUGAAUUUCACGGACAGGGCAAGCAAGUCCCUGUCCGAUGCCAUGGCUGUGGCAGAACAAUAUGCUCAUCCGCAAUUGCUACCCCUCCAUCUGGCACUCUGCCUCCUCGACCCUCCUCCCGAUGAAUCAAAAGACCAACAAGCAACCGUCAAUGCAUCCCACGGUUCUGCAUCACAAUCAUUAUUCCGCCAGGUCGUUGAACGCGCCCAUGGCGACCCUCAAUCUUUCCAGAGAGCCCUUCAGAAGGGUGUCGUCCGAUUACCAAGUCAAAACCCUCCGCCCGAACAAAUUGCCAUGGCGCCCGCUUUCUUGAAGGUCUUGCGGGCCGCACAGGAGUUACAACGGACUCAGAAGGAUUCCUAUAUUGCUGUUGAUCAUCUGAUAAUGGCUCUGGCACAGGAUGCUUCGGUUCAAGCAGCUUUGAAGGAAGGGAACAUCCCUAACCCCAAGGUCUUACAAGAUGCAGUUCAGCAAAUUCGGGGCACUCGUAGAGUGGACUCGAAGACGGCAGAUGCGGAGGAGGAGCACGAGAACCUCAAGAAGUUUACAGUCGAUAUGACCGCGCUGGCCAGAGAGGGAAAGAUGGACCCUGUCAUUGGCAGAGAAGAGGAGAUUAGACGAGUUGUCCGAAUUCUGUCGAGACGGACGAAGAACAAUCCCGUUUUGAUCGGAGACCCUGGUGUAGGAAAGACCACUGUCGUCGAAGGUCUUGCCCAGCGAAUCGUCAAUUUGGAUGUACCGGACAAUCUGGCAGCCUGCAAGUUAUUGUCCUUGGAUGUCAGCUCGAUUGUUGCGGGCAGCAAAUACCGAGGAGAAUUCGAGGAGAGAAUGAAGGGAAUAUUGAAGGAGAUUGAGGAAACCAAGGAGAUGAUUGUCCUCUUCGUCGAUGAGAUGCACCUUCUUAUGGGAGCUGGCUCGAGUGGUGAAGGUGGUAUGGACGCGGCCAAUAUGCUGAAGCCCAUGUUGGCACGUGGUCAGCUUCAUUGCAUCGGCGCGACGACUCUUGCAGAGUACCGGAAGUACAUCGAAAAGGACGCGGCCUUUGAGCGUCGUUUCCAACAAGUCCUUGUCAAAGAGCCCACUGUCUCAGAGACGAUCUCAAUCCUGAGAGGCUUGAAGGAAAGAUUUGAAGUGCAUCACGGAGUCAACAUUUCGGACGGCGCCAUCGUAGCUGCGGCUGAAUUGGCGGCUCGAUAUCUUACUCAAAGACGGCUUCCAGAUUCGGCAGUUGAUCUCAUCGAUGAAGCCGCGGCGGCAGUCAGGGUUGCCCGAGAAUCACAACCUGAGAUUCUUGAUUCCUUGGAUCGAAAACUCCGACAGCUCAAGAUCGAAAUCCACGCAUUGUCAAGAGAGAAGGAUGAGGCCUCUCAAGCGCGCCUCGAACAAGCCAAGAAAGAUGCAAGUGAUGUCGAGGAAGAGCUUAGACCUUUACGCGAGAAGUACGAGAGCGAGCGAGCCAGAGGCAAGGCAAUUCAAGAGGCAAAAGUCAAGCUUGAUCAAUUGAGAGUCAAGAAGGAUGAAGCUACUCGAAUGGGCGAUGAUAGCCGUGCUGCAGAUUUGCAAUACUAUGCUAUCCCAGAGCAAGAGGCAUACAUCAAGAGCUUAGAGCAGGAAAAGAAGGCCGCUGAUGCUGCCCUGAGCGAACACCCGGAUUCAGGCGGAUCCCUAAUCACCGAUGUUGUUGGACCUGAUCAAAUCAACGAGAUCGUUGCUCGUGCAACUGGUAUUCCAGUCACGAGGCUCAAGACUUCCGAGAAGGACAAGCUCCUACAUAUGGAGAAGGUUCUUGGUAAGAUCGUUGUUGGCCAGAAGGAAGCUGUGCAAGCAGUCUCGAACGCUAUUCGACUUCAACGAUCUGGGCUCAGCAAUCCAAACCAACCCCCAAGCUUCUUAUUCUGUGGACCCUCUGGUACCGGAAAGACACUCCUUACCAAGGCUCUUGCGGAGUUCCUCUUCGAUGAUCCAAAAGCUAUGAUUCGACUUGAUAUGUCCGAGUAUCAAGAACGACAUUCCCUCAGUCGCAUGAUUGGUGCACCCCCAGGAUACGUCGGGCACGACGCAGGUGGACAGCUCACAGAGGCCCUUCGCCGGAGACCAUUCUCAAUCCUCCUUUUUGAUGAGGUGGAGAAGGCUGCCAAAGAAGUCCUCACCGUCCUCCUGCAGCUUAUGGAUGAUGGCCGGAUUACCGAUGGCCAAGGACGCGUUGUUGAUGCCCGCAACUGUAUCGUUGUUAUGACAUCCAAUCUAGGCGCCGAAUACCUACAACGCCCCAAUGCAGCAAAUGGCAAGAUCGAUGAGACUACUAAGAAGAUGGUGGAACAAGCCUUGCAAGACUAUUUCCUCCCUGAAUUCUUGAACCGUAUCAGCAAGACUGUCAUAUUCAACCGCCUUACAAAGGCCGAGAUCCGCAGGAUUGUCGAUGUACGCCUUACAGAGAUCCAAAAGCGUCUGAGCUCAAACGGCAAGAAUAUCACAAUCGAUUGCUCUCCUGCUGUCAAAGAUUAUCUCGGAGCUGCCGGUUACUCACCUGUCUACGGUGCGAGACCACUGGCAAGGCUGAUCGAGAAAGAGGUCUUGAACAGACUUGCGGUCUUGUUACUGAGAGGCAGUAUCAAAGAUGGCGAGGUUGCAAGAGUGGUAAUGGAGGAUAACAGAAUCGCUGUGCUUCCAAACCACCAAGGAGAAUCCGAGGAGGAAUCUAGUGAAGACGAAAUGGAGAUUGAUGAUGUAGCUGAGGAGUUGGGAGGAGAUGAUAUGGAACUUGCUCUUUACGAAUAA
This is a messenger RNA of Amorphotheca resinae ATCC 22711, 3045 nucleotides long. RefSeq lists its product as hypothetical. Gene Ontology annotation, cellular component: cytoplasm; cytosol. Gene Ontology annotation, molecular function: ATP binding; ATP hydrolysis activity. NCBI's taxonomy places the organism in Eukaryota, Fungi, Ascomycota, Leotiomycetes, Helotiales, Amorphothecaceae. The record is from RefSeq and is a predicted model, not a curated record. The transcript has a single exon. The coding region runs from base 253 to 3045 and encodes 930 amino acids. Gene Ontology annotation, biological process: cellular response to heat.